This is a messenger RNA of Orbilia oligospora ATCC 24927, 1053 nucleotides long. RefSeq lists its product as uncharacterized. The record is from RefSeq and is a predicted model, not a curated record. Bases 1 to 1053 code for a protein of 350 amino acids. Gene Ontology annotation, molecular function: hydrolase activity. Lineage: Eukaryota; Fungi; Ascomycota; Orbiliomycetes; Orbiliales; Orbiliaceae. The transcript has a single exon.
AUGGAGUCUCAUCCUAUGAUCAUUGACAGCCAUAUUCACUUUUGGAGGACCAAGGACAUCCCCACACUCGCUUGGGAAACCCCGGAAAACCCUCUGUUCGGCACAUACGAUCUUGAUAGAUACUUAGAAUCCAUUCUCUCUGCCCCUUCGAGCUACUCCGGCUUCGUAUUCGUCGAAACUGAUAGAAAAUAUACCGAUCCAAAGGAUCCAUCCGAGGACCUGCAGUGCUGGGAACAUGUUCUCGAGGAAUAUCGGUUUGUGCUUAGCCUUUCGAAAGAAGAAGAAUGGAACGAUCUAGUAAGAGGUAUUGUCCCGUGGGCUCCUGUGCAUCUUGGCCGUGAGGUUAUGGAGCGAUAUCAGAAGCUCUUGGAUGCUGUUGAUGCAGAAAUAUAUGGAGAAGAAAAGCACGGAUUACUAGUUGGAUUUCGGUAUUUAAUCCAAGAUAAACCGCAAGGAACGGCGUCGCACCCAAAGUUCUUGGAGGGACUGGAAUAUAUAAGGGACACAGGAAGGACAUUUGACGUCGGGGUUGAUUGUAAUCGCCAUACCUUGUGGCAGCUUGAAGAAGCAGUUCCAGUGUUAAAGCGAGUGAAGGGGCUAAAGAUAGUCCUCAAUCAUCUUUCAAAGCCACCGCUUGGGAGAGAACCAGAAGGAGGAAUGGCAAGAUGGAGAGAGUUAAUGACCGAAUUGGCGGAGACACAGGCUGCUGUGAAGCUUUCAGGCGGGUUUUCAGAGAUACCGCCAACCUUAUCGAAAGAAGGAGAUGGAUUCCCCGAGCAAAAGAUGAUUAACAUGGUCUUGGAUUAUGCACGGCCCCUCUUUCAAAUCUUUGGAGCCAGCCGGGUAAUAUUCGGUAGCGAUUGGCCUGUGUGUGGAGUCGGAUACGAAAAAAUCACGGGUGAACAAGCAGGGGCAUGGCCUGAAUGGUUUAAAAUCUCUACCGCCGUUAUUAAACAACUUAAAGAGGAAGGAGGGGUAGCGGGCGAGCCAGAGGACUGGAAUGGUAUCUGGGGAGAGAACGCUUUGGGUGUAUAUAAUUUAAAACCUCAGUAG